Messenger RNA from Heteronotia binoei (common prickly gecko), 5064 nucleotides. It is a transcript of the gene ANKAR, whose product is annotated as ankyrin and armadillo repeat containing. The transcript is spliced from 22 exons. Bases 16 to 5064 code for a protein of 1682 amino acids. Lineage: Eukaryota; Metazoa; Chordata; Lepidosauria; Squamata; Gekkonidae. The record is from RefSeq and is a predicted model, not a curated record. Gene Ontology annotation, molecular function: protein binding.
GAAGAGGGCGCGCGAAUGUUGAGGCCCCUCAAGAAGCCGCUACCUAGAAACGAGCAAGCGGACGAGGCGGCUUACUUAGCGCAGUUAGCCGCCCAGAGGAACGCCAGCGCUUUCUUCGAGAAAUACGAGAGGAGUGAACUCCAGGAGUUGCUCACCACUUCUUUCUGCAGUUGGUUGGCCUCCAAAGAUGACCUCCGCCACCCCAUGGAGCUCCCCAGUGGGCUCAUGUCUCAGAUGAGAAGCAUAACUUACCCCAACGUGAUCCUGCUCACGCCGGUGGAGCCGGGAAUCGAUCUGGACGCUAAGGAGAUCCACCAGAUUGUCCGGGAGUUGGCCGUCGGGGUUUAUUGUCUGAACCAAAUCCCCUCCAUUAGUUUAGACGCCAAUUACGACCAGAGCACUUCUUGUUCGCUUCCUCCGGCGUACUACGAUACGAGAAUCGGUCAGAUGUUGAUCAGCGUCGACUACAUGCUGAAGGCCUUGUGGCACGGGGCGUACAUGCCGAAAGAGAAACGCGUGAGAUUCUCAGAACUGUGGCGUUCGAGCAUGGACAUUGAUGUCGACGGGGCCCCCCAGACUGAGAAAACGGCCUGUGCAGAGUUUUGUUCAGCAGGACUAAUUGAUAUUUCGAGAGACCCAGAUUUUAAAGGGAUCUACGAUGAAAACUUUAACGAAGAUCCAACAUACGAGCCAGACAGCGCGGAGGAAAAAGACUUCUUCAUGCAGUUUGCGGACUACAUCUUGCUGCAACUAGCUUUUGCCACAGUGGAGGUUCAACAAACCGACAACGUGUUCAAAUUUGAGGCGGCGUAUACCCUUACAAAUGCCAUUCGGAUGACCAAUGACCGCUUGGACACCACCGGGUACCAGAGGCUGCAGCAGCGGCUAGUGCUCCAGCAAAAGCUGAUCAAGAAAUACCUCGAACGGAAAGCAGACAUCCGGAAAAACAUCGCGUACCUCAAACUGAUGAGCUUUCUCAUUCCGUUUAUGACCACCUUGAAAAGAAAAAACAAAAUCCCCAAUCUAAAUCGACUUCUUCAGCCGUACUCAGAUGACAAAGUCAAAACUGAACGUGAACUUCCCCCGUUUUUGCUCGGGUCAGAUUUUAAGUGCCAGCACUUCACGUAUGCUCAGAACCAAUAUUUCCAUCUCCACGGUGGCAUUGAAUUUGAUGUUGGCACACCUCCCCUGGAAGAUAUCUCCGAUGAGAUCAAGGCUGCCUAUGAUGAUAUGUAUUUAUGCGCCACAAAGCAUCUUACUCAGCUGCUGGACCCGGACGUGCCCUAUAGAGAACAUUAUCCAAUCCCGGUGAUGGAUUUUGAAGCGGCAGGAGGGGGCAAAAAAACACCAGAGGUAACAAAUCAAGAGGCUAUUGAAAAACUACAGAGCAUGGUGAUGGAGGGUUUCAAGCAAAACCAAGAGGCACUAGAAAAUAUGAAAACCGACUUAAUGGGACAGAUAACGAAAACGAACAAACAACUUGAAGAAUUCCAAAAACAAUUAUUAGGGAAUACCCAACAGAUUCACUGCCUGACUGCUAAGGUAGAUAAAAUUGCGGAAAAAGAGAAAGAAGUAUUUAAUAUUGCGAGAGGAAACAAAGAAAGUGUGGCUCAACUUGAGGAAAGGGUAAUAAAACUUGAGAUGGAGAAGGCAGCGUAUAUAUUACGCUUUCAAAAUUUGCCAGAAGAAAAAGGUGAAAAAUUAUUAGAGAAGAUUGUGGAAUUGUUGACUUUUGAAGAUGAAGAGUGGUUGGAAGAAGGAAGGAGAGAUAUUGAGUGGGUGAAAAGAGUCUCCUCCAAUUACACGAGGAAGUAUAAAUUGGCAAGAGAAGUACAAGUUAAAUUUACUCGUCUUGCAACAUGUGAAAGAAUCCUUAAAAAAACUAAAGAUCAGGAACUGAAGUGGAAGGAGACUAAUAUCAAGGUGCUGAAGGAAGUUCCCUGGGAAGUUCGGCAACGCAGAGCCAAAUAUCGAAAAUUAGCAACGUGGCUGACGCGACACUCAGUGCAAUUCAAAUGGUUGGUGCCGGAAGGGAUGUUCUUUACAUACCACACAAAAAGACAGAAUAUAACCUCACUGGAAAAACUAGAGGAAUUCUGGGACCAGUAUGUAGACCCAAGCAGCCGGGAAUCCGAAACGGGGGACGAGCAAGAAGACCAAGAAGAAGAAGAGGUCUCAAGUAAAGCCGAAGAGGGAAUUGGGCAGAAGUUUCAGAACAAAGGAAUAAAGACAAGGACGCAAACCAAAAAAAGCAUGUCUUUUGGAAUGAGAGCCGCAGCCGAGAGAGGGCUAGCCGCCAUUUUCCUCACCUUCUGUCGUAAGACAUCCAUCUCCAGUCUUGCACUAACAGAUGAUCACGGUUUUGCUCUGAUACACCAUGCUGCUAUCCACAACCGCGUGUCCAUCAUCUGCCAGCUGUUGAAAUCCAGUCUGACCAUCAAUCAGAAACGCCACAUACCGUAUAGCCAAGGUCCCACCGCUUUGCACUUUGCAGCCCAGUCUGGCUCUCUUGAGUCUCUUCAUUUCCUCCUGGCUCUCAAGGCCGAUUACAGGAUGCCUGACAAUCGAGGGUGGAUGCCCAUUCAUUUUGCCGCCUAUUACGACAACAUUGCCUGCUUCACCAUUCUGUACCGGAAGAGCCCGGAUCUUCUCGAGGCGGAGACUCGGGCAGAGAGUCGCUCCACCCCGCUUUUGCUUGCAGCUGCAUCCGGAGCCUUAGACACGAUUCAAUACUUGUUUUCUCUCAACGUCAACUGGCUCAAGAAAGAUAGCGAAGGAAAUAACAUGAUUCAUUUGGCGGUGCUGAAUUUUCAUACCGAAGUUCUGAAACAUCUGAUUGAACUGGAUGUCCCUGAUCUCCCAGUAUGGACAACUCUUGUUGGAAUGCUAGACUGUGCCGAACAUUCGAGGAGAGAAAUGGCGGUACGGUGUUUAGAAGUUCUUUGUCUUGCCAAAGAUCACUACUGGAAAUUCAUUUUGGAUGCAGGGACCAUCCCCUCCCUCAUCAACGUGUUGAAAAGCCAGUCCGUCAAGCUAGAGUGCAUCACUGUGGGGGUGCUGAGCAACAUCACGACCCACAAUUCCAUCGCCAGAGCCUUCGUCGAGGCUGGAGGCGUUGCGGUGCUGAUUAAGCUGUUGGCCAGCGACGAACCGGAGCUGUUAUCCCGUUGCGCAGUCAUUUUGUAUGACCUGGCUCAGUUGGAUAAUAAUCAAAUGGUCAUUGCUGAACUGGAUGGCAUUCCCGCCCUCGUCAACCUGUUGCGCCUGGACAUUGAAGAUCUGCUCGUGAAUGUCAUCAACUGCAUCCGGGUGUUGUGCAUGCACAACAAAGAGAAUCAGCUGAGAGUGAGAGAAUGCCGGGGCAUCAGACUGCUGGUUCAGUUCUUGACGUCAGACUCGGAUGUGCUGCUGGCGGUGGCUUCCGCCGCCCUCGCAGAACUCGCGCGGGGAAACAAGAAGAUGCAGAACGCCAUCGUGGAAGCGCACGUGAUCGGCCCCCUGGUCGAGCUGCUCCGGGUUAGGAAAAUCAGCGUGCAGGUGAAAGGCGCCAUGGCCAUCCAGACGCUCUGCGAAAAGAACACUGGCAUCCAGAUGAGGUUUCUGGCCAAGUCCGUGACCAAGUUCCUUUUGAAGCUCCUGAAGGCUUUUCAGUUGAAAGUUAAAGAGCAAGGUGCCGUAACUCUCUGGGCGCUGGCAGGGCAAACCUUGAAGCAGCAGAAGUACAUGGCUGAGCAAAUUGGAUACAACCUCAUUAUAGAUAUGCUUCUCUCGCCCUCAGAUAAAAUGCAGUGUGUCGGAGGUGAAGCCGUCAUCGCUCUUAGCAAGGACAGCCAAAUGCAUCAAAACCAGAUAUGCAAAGGAAAUGGGAUUGCCCCAUUAGUUCGGCUGCUGAGGAGCUCGAGGAUAGCAGAGGGAACUUUGCUUAGCAUCAUCCGAGCACUGGGGACCAUAUGUGUGGGAGAAGCGAUCAUCAACAAUCCGAUCAGUCAAGAGAACGUGGUGGAUGAAGGGGCCUUGCCCAUACUGGUGAAUUUACUUCAGACUCAUCACUCUCUUCAGAUAAAGGUUGAAGUUGCCGUUUCGUUGGCUUGUAUUGUCUUAAAGAACAGCCGCCUGCAGACCAUAUUGCAAGACCAGGAGGGUUUCUGUUAUUCAAAUGUCCUUCAUCUUCUUUAUUCAAGAGACAAGGAUAUCCGUUUGCGGGCUGGCUACGCCGUCGCUCUUUAUGCUUAUAAUAACCCCACCCAGCAGUUAUUGAUACUGGAGACCGGUCCAAUAUCACUGUCUGUAUUUGAACCUUUUCUGGAAUCACCAGUAGAGACAGAGAAAGCGAUGGCUGCUUUUCAGAUCGUGGUCCUGGCUAGAAUUAUUGUCGAUAAGGACCAGGUGAGCUUGUCUGCCCGAGGAGUCUCUAUUCUGGUGGACCUCCUGUGUUCAGAAGAGGCCGGUACUCUGGUGUUGACGGGGAAGUUGCUGGCUAGUCUAGCGCACACAAGAGCAGGUAUUCCUGAAGCCAUUACGACCCUGGGGACUGUGCAGCGUCUGUGUUAUCAUUUGUAUGCAAAGGAAGAAGAGGUUUGCAUAUCCAUGGCGUGUGCACUUGGGUACUUGACGUAUAACCGGACAGCCUACCGCCACCUGUUAGUGCAAUGCCGGAAUAAGCCCAGGCUCUUCAAGAGACUGAUAAAGAAUCUCAGCAGAGACGCAAGGAUAAACCCAGACUUUGUGAGAGAAUUCAGAAGGCAGAAAAAAGUUGGUCUUCCGUCUCUCAGUUUGGAGAUAAACGGGGGCCCACCUGCUGUUCCGGUGCACAUACGAGAUAAAUCACGGGACGAGGAUGCCAAAAUUUACAAAUCCAGGUUUCAUCCAAAGGAUUCCCUCUUUUUAGUCCCCACGAGCAGUCACCUCAUGGGAAGAUUCCGGACUUCAGAGAAGCCUCGAGCUCCCACCGUAGGGCACUAUCAAAUGCCGCAUACCACCCCCUCCGACCUCAUUCAGGUCAUACGGCCCCGAAUUGUAAAUAGCAGCGCCCUCCAGUGCCACAUGUCUGGGAAGAAACCUUAA